Trametes versicolor FP-101664 SS1 is the source of this 750-nucleotide messenger RNA. RefSeq lists its product as uncharacterized. The transcript is spliced from 3 exons. Bases 1 to 750 code for a protein of 249 amino acids. The record is from RefSeq and is a predicted model, not a curated record. NCBI's taxonomy places the organism in Eukaryota, Fungi, Basidiomycota, Agaricomycetes, Polyporales, Polyporaceae.
AUGCCACAUCCACGCGGAGAAGGCCCAUAUCUGAACACUAAAUUUCUGCCCUCGACGCCCUCAUCGCCUCUUCCACCGUCAAUACAGCAGUGCAUCAUGCCCACGCCGACACGCUCCAACUGGUACAGCACAACUCCGCAGGAAAUGACGGACGGCACAAGCGACAAUGACGAUGAGUCCGUAUGGGGCAACCUCCCAGAUCUCGAGGAGGUGGACGACAGAUAUCCCGCGCCAUCGUUGGGGCUCCCUAACGGCAACGGGAUUGUAUUCCUUGGGUUCACAGAUAUAGAUGGCCAUCAUUUUGAUCACAUCCGGAACAUGGAGGCACAGAAUAUCGAGAAUAUCUCAAGGUUGGCCGCCUUUUUUCGCUUGAUCGAUCCUCCGACCAUAACGGGCCCCAUCGAGAUGACCCACACCGUCACCGGGCCUGUUCCCGCCCUGGAGCCAGAGCGCACCCUUGCCACGGAGAUCGAGUCUCUGUACUGGCGUGCAAGCGACUACGCGCUGCAAGCGGAGGAAGCUCGCGAUGAGCUCGAAAGCCAGGACCCGGAGGAGGUUCGGACCCUCACGGCCGAGGGUCUGAGAGCGCACCAGGAGCUCAUGGAUCUCCUCGCACGCCAGGCGGAAUCGUGCGAGCUCAUGCGCGACCAGCUCGAACAGCACGCACGCCUUCUUGAGGACGCUCAAGCUCUGGGCAUGACGGAUGAAGAGUGGCGCGCCGUGGAGGCUCGGUACGCUCCGGAGAACUAG